Cyprinodon variegatus (sheepshead minnow) is the source of this 717-nucleotide messenger RNA. Its product is annotated as cGMP-specific 3',5'-cyclic phosphodiesterase-like. The coding region runs from base 1 to 717 and encodes 238 amino acids. The transcript is spliced from 3 exons. NCBI's taxonomy places the organism in Eukaryota, Metazoa, Chordata, Actinopteri, Cyprinodontiformes, Cyprinodontidae. The record is from RefSeq and is a predicted model, not a curated record.
AUGGUGAACGCCUGGUUUGCUGAGCGUGUCCACACCAUCCAGCCGUCUGUGUCCAAGGAAAACUCUCCACAGCAGCGAAGCCACCAGUCCUCCUUGGAUCUUUGCCCAUCUUCUAACUCCCCCAUCCUCCCUUCAACACUCACCCUCAUGGACACCCGCUGCCCCUCCCCAGCCACCGUCCCAAGCCCGGCUCCCGGUACCCCGACCCGUAAAAUCUCAGCCUCUGAGUUUGACCGGCCAUUAAGACCCAUCGUGGUUAAAGACUCGGAGGGGUCCCUGACAUUCCUGAGCGACUCGGAGCGAGAGCCUGUCCCUCUGUGUGGUUCAGUGAUGGAGGACAGUGGGGGCGGUGGAGGUCGGGCGGGGGACCGCUGCACCAGGCUGCUGGAGCUGGUGAAGGAAGUAUCAAGUCAUCUGGACGUGACGGCGCUUUGCCAUAAGAUCUUCCUGCAUAUCAACGAGCUGAUUGCGGCGGAUCGAUACUCCCUCUUUCUGGUGGGUGAAGAUAGCUCCAACAGGAAGUUCUUGGUCAGCCGGCUGUUUGACGUUGCUGAGGGAUCCACAUUGGAGGAAUCGUCCAGUAGCUGCAUCCGACUCGAGUGGAACAAGGGGAUAGUUGGACACGUAGCCUCCACAGGACAACCGCUCAAUAUCAAGAAUGCAUAUGAGAGCCACGGCCGGGAGUCCCAGUACCUGUACCCCUUUUACCAGCGUUGA